Messenger RNA from Aureobasidium pullulans EXF-150, 821 nucleotides. RefSeq lists its product as uncharacterized. Lineage: Eukaryota; Fungi; Ascomycota; Dothideomycetes; Dothideales; Saccotheciaceae. The transcript is spliced from 2 exons. Bases 65 to 601 code for a protein of 178 amino acids. The record is from RefSeq and is a predicted model, not a curated record.
ACCUUUCAAACCACAUCCAAUUCAAAACUAUCUCAAGGAAUUGUUUCAACGACAGGAUAUCACAAUGCAUUUCUCCACCACCAUUUUCGCCGCUUUAAUCGCCCUCGCAACCGCUUCUCCCAUCAUCGAUCGCGCUCCAACAAUCAACACCACACAACCCUUCUACCUCCUAACAACCACCACGCCAACCUACACCUCCAACUCCUCCCUCCUGCCAAAUGUCUCCCUAACCACCCUCUUCGACCCCUACUACCAACCCAACUAUCUGUUACGUCUGAUCGCCCCCGGCUAUGGCUCCGUCCCCCAAUUCACCAUUUCAAACGGAGUCUUGCACACGCCCGGACAAGGCCCCCAUGGCAUUGGCAAUUAUAUCUUCAACAGCAGUGACGUGCACACGGGUUCUGAGCUCGAGUUCCGCGCUCAGUUUGAGGGAGAGGGCGAUCUGAGUCUUGAACGUGGGUAUUUGUUGGGUGUCAAUGGGUCGAGUGACGGGUGGACGAUUUGUGUCGAGGAGUUGGGUCAGAGGGUGAUUGAGUGGAAGGGCACUGAUGAGGGGUGUACGCAAACCUACAUUCAGGCCGCUUUGACCGUGCCUUAUUAGGCUGACUGCUUCCUCUACGACAAUCACGACAUUUUCGAUACAACAGGGUCCGCUGGGACGGGAUGAGAUCACACACGAAUUUGGUAUCUGGAGGGAGGAUCGAGCAUAUGCAAAUCAUGACAAGGAUAGCCAGGCAAUUAUGAAUCUUGCCCUGGCUGGGAGGGAAGAGACACUGUAACAACAUCGAACAACCAAUAAAUUCCUACUACAAACUUUCCCC